Felis catus (domestic cat) is the source of this 5734-nucleotide messenger RNA. RefSeq names its product solute carrier organic anion transporter family member 1C1 (gene SLCO1C1). Gene Ontology annotation, cellular component: membrane. Gene Ontology annotation, biological process: sodium-independent organic anion transport; bile acid and bile salt transport; transmembrane transport. The transcript is spliced from 20 exons. Lineage: Eukaryota; Metazoa; Chordata; Mammalia; Carnivora; Felidae. The coding region runs from base 1902 to 4040 and encodes 712 amino acids. Gene Ontology annotation, molecular function: bile acid transmembrane transporter activity; protein binding. The record is from RefSeq and is a predicted model, not a curated record.
UUUGAAAUAUUUCUAAAAUAAUAAUGAAAACCACAGUAAGGAUCAUACCGUCCUUUCUUCCAUCCUAACCCUAAGUCCCACUUAAUGCCUUUCCUGGUUUAUAUGCCACUUUGGAAAUAAACUGUCUUUUCAAACUGGCAGAAGCCUCCAGUCAAACCAACUUUUGUAAGCUUUCAUAGCCUGGGGUAAAUCAAGAUUCUCCUUAUUCUAGGGAUUCUCAGCUCCUGUGUGUGGAAAGAAAAAUAUCUGUAAAAUUUCAAAUGCUCAUAGGUUACCUCCAGACCAUUGAUAUCUAAAAUAUCUGUAUACUUUGAAACCAAACUGAGUUUCUUUCAUUCACCUUCGCUCCUAACAAGCAGCAAAAUACUUUAUGAUCGUUGUUCUAGGUCAUUCAUUUCUCUUGUGAUUUUUCCAUGAAAGGAAACUGAAUUUGCUGAUACUGUUCGUCUGUUUUUCUAAUCUGUUCAACAAAAUUCCACCAUAAGAUUAGGAGACCAAUUAGCCGUUUUAAGCGAGGAGCAUUCCAAAAUUAAAUUACUCUUAGAACCUCUAAUCAGGGCAAAAUAUGCAAGUUUUAGGUCCACCUGUAUUCAUAUCAGUUUGUUCCUCUAGUAAAUACUCAAAUUCUUAUUGCAUAUUUGAUUGAUUGCAUAUUCAGUGCAUAUAAGCACUGAAUUAAUUAAACUAUAAACAAUGCAUUCAGCAACUUAAAUUGAGGUUUGCAUGGUAUUUAUAAUGUUUAGCACUAAUAAUCCAUGAUCAGAGAAGAACAGGUUUUUCAGUCUAUAUUACAUACCAUGGCAAUUUGCGUAUCACCUCACACAUUUCAUUUAUUACCAUGCUGCAACUUUACCUUACCUGAUGGUGCUUUUACCUUACCUGAGUGAUCUUUACAUUCAUACUAUCACAUCAUUCAAACAGGUUAACAAUGGUGACAAAAAAUAAUUAGGCAUUGUCCUGCUAAAUAUGUUUAAAGACCCAAAACUAAACCUUAAAGCUUUAUUAUUUGGUGGAACUCCAUGUUAACAUCUGCAGAUUCAAAAAUACUGAUCCACCGUAAAUUAUUUUAGUACAGUAAGACUAUAAAUUAUAUGGAAUUGUAUAGAGAUGGAAAACAAAAUUAGCUUUUGCUCUGUGCUUCAGGUUGCAAAAUGAGCCCAAAUUUCCUAUCUAAAGGUAGCGGGUUCUUCUCCAUAUUCUACUCCUAAGGUUGAUUACUUGAAAGGCAUUGGUAUUCAUGGAUUUCUGCUUCCCUCAACAGAAGAGAAGUCAACCCUUCUUUUGAUAGAUAGUGAACAUGUACCUGUUCAGAAAAGUUUCCUCAUUGCUUCACAUCAAGAAGAGGUUCUUUAAGCAUGCAAAUAAUCCAUUAAAAAAAUGCUUCAGAGAGUAAUAUUGUCAUCGUAUAUGAAGCACUGACCAGGCAAUAAACUACACCCACUACUUCAUCUACCAAGACUGAUCAAAUGGCUUUCCUUUUACAGUGAUGUCCUCAGUGGAAAGGAAGCAAUAGCUGGAAAUUCCAGUCCCAACCUUCAUCUCCUUCCUGCAACUAGGUGCUAUCAAAACUGUUCUAGGAAAAGUUUGCUGAUCUAAAAUACGGAAGUAGGAUAUAGUCCAAUGAAAGACUACAUAUGAGAAGUGCUGAAUAUUGUGUAAACAACUGAUCCUGUGUCUGAGAACUCUUUCUAGAAAGAACUCUGCAGAGCCUUGAUCCUGACCUGGCUCUCCCCACCUGGCAGAACUGCUCAGAGCUGCUGUAGAAUUCACCCCAGUUUCCUCUUUCAGUCUGUGGAGUGGGGUCCAGCCUCUUGCUGAGCAAGUUGAGAGGAAUUGGCUGUCUUUGAUCUCCACCUCCAGAAGCAACCUUGACAGGAUCAGAGUCAAGGAAUAUUUUCAUAAUGGACACUUCAUCCAAAGAAAAUAUCCAGUUAUUCUGCAAAAGUUCAAUGCAACCUGUUGGGCGACCUUCCUUAACAACAGAAUAUUCUCCCUCAAAGGAGAAACAACAGUGCUGUGGUGAACUGAAGGUAUUUUUGGGUGCCUUGUCUUUCGUUUACUUUGCCAAAGCAUUGGCAGAAGGCUAUCUGAAGAGCACCAUCACUCAGAUAGAGAGAAGGUUUGAUAUCCCCUCUUCACUGGUGGGAGUUAUUGAUGGUAGUUUUGAAAUCGGGAAUCUCUUAGUUAUAACAUUUGUUAGCUACUUUGGAGCCAAACUUCACAGGCCAAAAAUAAUCGGAACAGGUUGCCUAAUCAUGGGAGUUGGAACACUGCUCAUUGCAAUGCCUCAGUUCUUCAUGCAGCAGUACAGAUAUGAAAAGUAUUCUCCUUUCUCUAAUUCCACUCUGAGCAUCUCUCCAUGUCUCCUGGAGUCAGACAAUCAAUUACCUAUCUCAAUUAUAGAAAAAUCACAAUCCAAAAGAAGUGAUGAAUGUGAAAUUGAUGCCAGCUCUUCCAUGUGGGUUUAUGUUUUCCUGGGGAACCUUCUUCGUGGAAUUGGGGAAACUCCUAUUCAGCCUCUAGGCAUUGCCUACCUUGAUGAUUUUGCCAGUGAAGACAAUUCUGCUUUCUAUAUUGGGUGUGUGCAGACGGUUGCAAUUAUAGGACCAAUCUUUGGCUUCCUGCUAGGCUCAUUAUGUGCCAAACUGUAUGUUGACAUUGGCUUCGUAAACCUAGAUCACAUAACCAUUACUCCCAAGGAUCCUCAGUGGGUAGGUGCCUGGUGGCUGGGUUAUCUAAUAGCAGGAAUUGUAAGCCUUCUUGCAGCUGUGCCUUUCUGGUGUUUACCCAAGAGUCUACCUAGACCCCGAAGUAGAGAGGAUUCCAAUUCUUCCUCUGAGAAAUCCAAGUUUAUUAUGGAUGAUCGCACAGACUACCAAACACCCCAUGGAGAAAAGUCAAAAAUAAUGGAAAUGGCAAGAGAUUUUCUUCCAUCACUAAAGAAUAUUUUUGGAAAUCCACUGUACUUGUUAUAUUUGUGUGCGAGCACUGUUCAGUUCAACUCUUUAUUUGGAAUGGUAACCUAUAAACCCAAGUACAUUGAGCAACAGUAUGGGCAGUCAGCCUCCAAGGCCAACUUCGUUAUUGGGCUCAUCAAUAUACCUGCAGUGGCCCUUGGAAUAUUCUCUGGGGGAAUAGUUAUGAAAAAAUUCCGAAUCAGUCUGUAUGGAGCUGCAAAACUCUACUUGGGAUCAUCUGUUCUUGGGUACCUCCUAUUCCUUUCCCUGUUUGCACUGGGCUGUGAAAAUUCUGAUGUGGCAGGACUAACUAUUUCCUACCAAGGAACCAAACCUGUCUCUUAUCAUGAACGAGCUCUCUUUUCAGAUUGCAACUCAAGAUGCAAAUGUUCAGAGACAAAAUGGGAACCUGUGUGUGGCGACAAUGGAAUCACAUAUGCAUCGGCAUGUCUCGCUGGCUGUCAGACCUCCACCAGCAAUGGACAAACUAUGAUGUUUUAUAACUGCACCUGUGUGGGAAUUGCAGCCUCAAAGUCAGGAAAUUCCUCAGGCGUGAUGGGCAGGUGUCAAAAAGAUAAUGGAUGUCCCAAAAUGUUUCUGUAUUUCCUUGUAGUUUCAGUCAUCACAUCCUAUACUUUAUCCCUAGGUGGCAUACCUGGAUACAUAUUGCUUCUAAGGUGCAUUAAGCCACAACUUAAGUCUUUUGCCCUGGGAAUCUACACCUUGGCAAUAAGAGUUCUUGCAGGAAUCCCAGCUCCCGUGUAUUUUGGAAUUUUGAUUGACACUUCAUGCCUCAAAUGGGGAUUUAAAAGAUGUGGAAGUAGAGGAUCCUGCAGAUUAUAUGAUUCAAAUGCUUUCAGACACAUAUAUCUGGGACUAACUGUGAUGCUGGGCACAGUGUCUAUUUUCCUAAGUAUUGCAGUACUUUUCACUUUAAAGAAAAAUUGUGUUUCAAAACAUAGAAGCUUCAGAACCAAGAGAGAAGGAACAAUGGUGUCUACAACAAUCAGGAAGGAAAACUGUACUACAGGUGAUCAUUUGCUACAACCCAACUACUGGCCAGGCAAGGAAACACAGCUUUAGAAAGAUUACGACUUGAAGCCAUGUUUUCUAAUUUCUGGAAAUUCUGCAAAUAGAUUUCAAUCUAAAGGGUUUUAAAGUGUAAUUUUUUUUCUCCUUUCAAAAGAUGUCUUGGAUUUUGACCCUAGGUAUUAGAUGACGUAUCUGAUAACAAAUAUAAUUAAACAUAUAACAGACAAUGUAGAUAAUAAAGUUCAUCUAAACCUUUUAAUUCAUUAUAUUAUUUAUAUAAAUUACUUAUAUUAUUUACUCGUCCUGCUAAAUUUUGCCUUGUGCCCAUUGAUAUAGUAGCUGUAUUUCUAGUAGAACAAGUGUCCUAAUAGUCUAAUGGCUGUGUGUAAUUUCUAAACUGAGAUACUUGUCAAGGGGGAGAGAAUACUGUUAAAAAAUUAAAUUAUAUCUUGGCCUCCUUUAAAUAUGACCUUAAUGCAGAUGUUAGGAUAGAGUCAGAACAUGUAGAGAAAGAUAUUUUUAAGCUCUUCCUUUUUUUUUUUUUUUUUUUGGAAUACAGUAAUCGAUACAGAAAUGUAUAGUGGCAAAUAAUCUUGGGGGAUUAGAAUUUUGGAUUAUUACCUAUUCUACCAUUCAUUAUAUGUGCAUUGUGUGUGAUGCUUAAAGUGACCUUGGUGGUAAAGGAAUAAAAUUAAUAUUAACGUGCUUUAUUGUCCUUCUAUAAAUUUAGUGGAUUAAAAAUAUUGGUAAUAUAAUACUGUCCCAAUUUGAAUGUAAGCUGUUACAUGUAUGCACGUGACGUGAUCCUAAAACAUAUUUGAAAGUUGAAUUUCUGAAAGUACAGUAGCCAUAGGUGUUAUAACAGGAAUGCAGACUGAGGGGUUGAGUGAUGGUGUGGUUCUUGGGUGCUCUAACUGGCACUCAUCACAGGGCCUAAUAGUUUCUGGGCAGGCUGCUGACACUGCUGCGGACUGCCAGAUAGCUCUCUGUUUCUGGACAACUGAAUAAGUCAGGGCAGCCCUUUCCUCUUUGCGGGCUUCCUGGUGCUCCUCUGAGAAGAUGUAGUAGGCUCAGCGGUCCACCAUCUUUAAUCGUCAGCUCUAUUAUGUACUAUAUUUUUCUAUCUCCACCACAGCUGCAUGAGAGGGGCUUGGGCCUCACAAGAAAAGCAGAAUUAAGGUAGAAACUGCCCCAGUGGAAUCUCGAAAUUGUACUGCAAUUAUUAGCAGCCUAUACAACAAACAGAAUGUGCAAUCAGGAAACUCCCAAAAAUAAGUUUUUUGAGGAGUUUCUUAGAGCCUAUGUCCAACAAGAAGGUCUAGCUCAAAAAGGUAAUAGUCUUCAACAAUGGAAGGAUAAUAUAGUACAAACAAAAUAGUUUGCUGUCUUUUCAUUUUUCCAUUACAUACCAAUCCUGUAAGUAUGAAUAGAAAAAAAAAGAUGGAAAGUUUAGGAUGGAGAGAAGAGAAAAUUUCCUUUAGGUGUAUAUUCAUUUUGUCAUUUUAUUUGAAUUAGUGAUGCAAGAUUUUCUCAUAUUUUACUAUUUAUGAAAAUGAAAAUAGACGUUUUUUGUUUCAAGCAUGCCUACAUCAGACCUGCUGCUGAUGUGCUAAUGUGAGAGCAGGAAUUCUUUUUUGUCAUCUCAGUAUCAAUCUUACCCACAAUAAAUAUUUACCAAGUUGGUGAGGGAGUAUACUUGUCAAGAAUUUGCUCUGUAGAGAUAUAAUUAAAGUUCAAGUUCUUCA